UAGUCGACUGAUCCUUUGGAGUUGCAGUGCUGCUACUUCUGAGACCUCGGCCCGGGCCGAUGACCACGAGAUGGAGGAUGCCGCAACUUCGAAUCCAGCUCCACCCAACACUGUUAUCGAUCUUCCUGAUGAUGAUGAGGAUGAAGAGCCGCUGAAGCAUAGGAGGAGUCGAAAAGCGCCCGCCAGCAAGGUGCCUCAGGAUGUGUCAGCGCCUGAAAUUCUGACUGUGGAGGGAGAGAACACCACUCGACACACGGUGACCUUCGCGACUCCACUGACGAGUGCUCAGCAGCCCUCCCUCUUCACGACUCACCACGUCCCAGAGGACCAAGCUGGUGCGGCGAAGGAGGCGAUACGCCAGGCGGGACUCAUGAUGGAGCAGCUGAAGACCAUCCGGGAUGUUGCUGAUGGGGCCACGCCUGUCAGCGGUUGUGUCUCGGAGGGUGGCCGGUGCAUGCAUCCCGUGGACAAACCGUGCAUGCCCCGCCUGAAAUUUCCAUGCCCCGACGAGGGCAAGAGUGGUAUUUCGCAUUGUCCAGCACCACAUGGCUUCCACUGA
Molecule: messenger RNA, 559 nt
Organism: Triticum aestivum (bread wheat)
Lineage: Eukaryota; Viridiplantae; Streptophyta; Magnoliopsida; Poales; Poaceae
Exons: 3
Coding region: 71-559 (162 amino acids)
Source: RefSeq, a predicted model, not a curated record